Messenger RNA from Linderina pennispora, 2190 nucleotides. Its product is annotated as RabGAP/TBC. The record is from RefSeq and is a predicted model, not a curated record. Lineage: Eukaryota; Fungi; Kickxellomycota; Kickxellomycetes; Kickxellales; Kickxellaceae. Gene Ontology annotation, molecular function: GTPase activator activity. The annotation marks the transcript as partial. Gene Ontology annotation, biological process: activation of GTPase activity. The transcript has 2 exons.
GAAGUGUCGAGCGUACAGCUCGUGUAUGCCAAGAGCAAAGUAUAUAUCUACCGGUCAGCGCACAAGAAAGACCGCGUGUCUGGAUUCGUCUGCAUCGUACAAGGACCCGACAGCCAGUACUACAUUGCAUGGACACCUGAAGCCCUGCUGAGCGAGCACGACCGCGAGAGCUACGACCCUGUCAAGCCCGUAUCUCUGAGCAUGAUGUCGGACGACGACAGCGCUGUGCUGGUAUCAACUGGCCCACUAAGCCAAGGGCCGCAGAUGACGUCAAUCUCCAGCUACGCUUUUUGCAAGCCUGUUGGCGAGCUUGCCUCGCUUUUGAUCCACCCGCCGUCGCUGACACAGUGGUACGGGUCAGUGAUACUUAAUCUGCGUGACGGCAGCUCGCUGGCGCCGCUUUGGUUCCAUGACGACGAGAGUGCUAGCACGCUGCUUGGCAUGACGCGGCACUGGGGUGGCGACGAGCUACUGGUAUGGCUGGCACACGCCAUCGAUAUCGCACGGGCGCCAAGCGACCCGAAUCUGUACAUCAUGCGGCAGUCCAAGUCGCCACAUGUGACGCUCAGCACGGCAACGUCGCCCAGUGCCUCAGGCGUGCUUCCCAGACGGUCUACCGACAGUAAUGUUACUGCCGACGGAGGACAGACAUCAGAAGCUCGGACUGCAGCGCACGGAGAUGCGUCGCAAGAGCGCGGCAGUAGCACGCCCGAUGUGUUGGACUCGGUAUUGCAUGGAAACAUGGAUCCGCUGAUGGGCCAAGUUAAGGAGCUGCAGUGGGGUAUCCUGGAGCGGUUCGCGCGUAUUACCCGCACUGUGCGUGACGCCGCUACUUCCCUGGUCGAGACGCCAGUGGCGCGCCAGGUGCUUCCUUACAUGCCGCCGUCACUGGGCGGAGACAGAGCUAGCGCUGCCGGCAGCCUGGCCAAGGAGUACGAGGGCGCUCGAAUCUAUCUCGCAAAGUGGGCAGCACAGCAUAUAAUCCAGCAGCAGCAUGAGGAUGGCCAACGCGAGUCGCAGAAGGCUGCGGGUGGCGCCAGCACAGACGUGCAACCGCACAGCAUCUGGGAGGAAUGGGUGGCCGAGUCGGGCGACCUGGGCCGCUUCCAGGUGGUCAGCACCGACAAGACCGCCAAUCUUCCUGCGCCGAUCCGCACCAGGCCGGCGCUGUCGGCGGAGCAGUGGUUUGGCUUCUUUGAGGCAACUGAGGGUGGUCCGUCGAACCCCGAGCGUCGACUGGUGGCCGACCCGGAUACUGUGCGGCGCGCAAUUUUUGCGGGCGGCGUCGAGGAGGAUAUCCGGCCUGUGGUCUGGAAGUACCUGCUGAAGAUCCACCCCUGGUCGAGCACCGAGGCGGACCGCACCAGCAUCGACAAGGCCAAUGCUGACCAAUACUGGAUUCUGAAAGACAAAUGGCUGAGCGACCCACAGCUGAAGAACGGCGAGGACUAUAUCGAGCAGCAGAGCCGUAUCGAGAAGGAUGUCCUUCGCACCGACCGUGCCCUGCCGCUGUUCGCCACGGACUCGACGUUUGGUGGCAACGAUGAGUCGAAUCUGGCCGAGACCGGUCUACCUGGAUCCAGCGCCAGUCUGGAGCAGAUGAAGGAUAUUCUGAUGACGUUCCACUACUACGACGAGGCAGAGCUUGGCUACGUGCAGGGCAUGUCGGAUCUGCUGGCGCCGAUUUAUUCGGUAUUCCAGGACGAGCCGACGACCUUCUGGGCGUUCACCCACUUUAUGCAGCGCAUGCGCCCGCACUUUCUGCGCGACCAGAGCGGCAUGCAAGACGAGCUCACCACGAUAUCGCGGCUGGUGGAGAUCGCCAACCCGCCGCUGCACAAACACCUGGCAAAGUACGACGCGGAGAACAUGUUCUGCUGCUACCGCUGGCUACUGAUUUGGUUCAAGCGCGAGUUCAGCUUCGAGGAUGUGCUGCGUCUGUGGGAGGUGCUGUGGACGGACUACCUGACCGACCGCUUCGUUCUGUUCGUUGCCCUGGCUGUGCUGCAGCGCCAUGCCGAUGUCAUCAUGGAUCAUCUAGAGUCGCCCGAGGAUAUUCUCAAGUACGUGCAGGAUCUGAGCGAGACCAUUGACCUGAACGACGCUCUCAAGGGUGCCGAGACCAGCUUCUACAUUGUGCGGCAUCGCGUCGCUGUUGUCGAGCAGAAGCGCAGGGAGCACGGACUGGCC